CGUCGACGCCGUAUGUUGUGGAUUCGUUCCUACACCCAAGAGUUAGACGCUACUUUCGCUAAAAAGAGGAACAAGAAGAGGGGUAAAAAUAUAAAAGCUGGUUGGCUUUUAUCUUUCUGUCCUUUUCAAAUUCGUGCAUACACUCUAUUACUUGUGUGUGUGUGUGUGUUACAGCAUCACAGAGAAAAGUAAAGAGCUCUUGAAAAAAAAAAAAGGUUUAAAGAAGAGGAUUUUUUAAAAAAAAAGGAGCGAAAUAAAAGGAGAUAAGAAGAAGAAGAAAAAACAUGCCCGGAUUGAACGGUGCUGCCUAUCAGAUCGGUAAUUGGACCAACCUCAAACCCGAACUACCCGGCAUCCUCAAAGAGUACGCCAAAGCUGCAAUCCGAACAGAUCCUCGCGACCUUCUUCAAUGGUCGAGGGAUUACUUCCGGGCUUUGUCCCGCGGGUCCGCGCCCCUGGAUAAGGAUCGCUGGGAGGAGGUGGGAUCCCUCGACAAUCAUUCGGGAAUCACUGUCGGACUUCUCAGACUCCUUCACAAGCAAUUGAGUGGUGGACGUAGCGGCCAACCGUCUGACGAUGUCAAUUUAGGUGACAUUAUCCAACUUUGGACAACGUUGGGUUUGGAACGUCAGCGCUUGGACGACUUGCUCGAGUUAGUUUCCAUAGAGACGCCCCCGCUCAACGACGGACAAGAUUUAGAAACGCAAGAAAACGGAGAGCCCGUCGACAACAAUGACGGCCAACCGAACGGAGCCAAACAGCUGCGUAACUACGAUCCGGCUACCGUUGUCGACUGGAACAAACUAUUGGCGCUGGCAGCCGGACAACUUGGCGAUAGCCUGGGCGAAACUAUGGAAAAGUUGUGCACGAUAUUGACAAGCGACGAUGAUGGCGGCUCAUCGCUGCCCGUAGACACUUUCAUCGAGAUGUACACCUAUUUGGCCAAUAUCGACGGCGAUAUUGGACAGGAAGAAAUCGAAGCCGUUGUCGAGUACGCCGGUCGUGUUGCCCAACUUCAAGAUGGUUACGUCAAUCGCUUCAACCUCAAAUCACCGCUUUGCCCAACGCUUCACUGAAGACAAAACUUUUUCUCCCGUCCACCUCCCAUAAAAAAUAUAAAAAAUCCAAUUUACUUAGCCAGAAAUGUUGCAGCAGCCCCAACUUCAAUUUAACAAAUGUCAACGGAUCAAUCAAUAAUACACGAUAAGUUAUUGUAGAGAAUGUUGAAUGCAAAGAGGAAAAAUACACGCAAUUCUCAAUAACC
Molecule: messenger RNA, 1264 nt
Organism: Daphnia magna
Lineage: Eukaryota; Metazoa; Arthropoda; Branchiopoda; Diplostraca; Daphniidae
Product: ropporin-1-like protein
Exons: 4
Coding region: 285-1076 (263 amino acids)
Source: RefSeq, a predicted model, not a curated record